AUGCUGGCAGAUUCACCUCCUGGGGAAGGCUCUCUUCCUGCUUUACAGAUGAUUGCCUUCUCACUGUAUUCCUCACAUGGCAGAGAAAGACAAUUUAGAAUCUACUACACACAUUGCUAUUUGAACACUCACAGAAAACUAUUAUCUUCCCCCCACCCUCUACAAGGCAUCUCCAGGGCUCAUGUUAUUGUGAGGCCUCUAUUUUCAUCCUUGCAACCAAUGUUCAGAGCUUACAGAGCUUAUCAUGUUUAUUAUAUAACAAUAAGACAUACGCCAAAACAACUUGCUGCUGGGCUUUUAGACAUAGCAACAGCAGAAAUCUUUUCUGGGCUUGAGGAAGAGCCACUUCAAAUGUCUACUAAUUUCAGCAAUUUUCUGGUCUAUGGAAUGAAAAGUCUAAAACUCACAGCCCUCUGCUCCACCAUCGAACUUCAUGACGCAAGGGGGCGGGUGGGGAAGAAAGUGGCACGCUCCCUGGUUGUUGGGAUUCACAGGCUGCCUCUCAAAGGAGUAUUGCCUGGGUGGCGAAUGCUCUUGGAGGAGAAAAGAGAAAGGCAUGAAACGGGGACCCUUCAAAGUUGCCACCAUGGUAAUGUCACUCAGUGGCACAGGGCUUGUUCCUCCCUUUUGUUUUCUUUUCUUUUUUUUUUUGAGACGGAGUCUCGGAGUCUCAUUCUGUCACCCAGGCUGGAAUGCAGUGGCGCUAUCUCAGCUCACUGCAAGCUCUGCCUCCUGGGUUCACACCAUUCUCCUCCCUCAGCCUCCCGAGUAGCUGGGACUACAGGUGCCUGCCACCACACCUGGCUAAUUUUUUGUAUUUUUAUUAGAGAUGGGGUUUCACCAUGUUAGCCAGGAUAGUCUCGAUCUCCGGACCUCAUGAUCCACCUGCCUCGGCCUCCCAAAGUGCUGGGAUUACAGGUGGGAGCCACUGA
This is a messenger RNA of Gorilla gorilla gorilla (western lowland gorilla), 932 nucleotides long. RefSeq lists its product as uncharacterized. The transcript has 2 exons. Bases 1 to 849 code for a protein of 282 amino acids. NCBI's taxonomy places the organism in Eukaryota, Metazoa, Chordata, Mammalia, Primates, Hominidae. The record is from RefSeq and is a predicted model, not a curated record.